Recurvomyces mirabilis is the source of this 288-nucleotide messenger RNA. RefSeq lists its product as uncharacterized. The coding region runs from base 1 to 288 and encodes 95 amino acids. The transcript is spliced from 2 exons. The record is from RefSeq and is a predicted model, not a curated record. Lineage: Eukaryota; Fungi; Ascomycota; Dothideomycetes; Mycosphaerellales; Teratosphaeriaceae.
AUGUCUGCAGCCAACGAGCACGGCCAGGGUGUGUCACACGCCAAGGACUCUGCCUUGCCUCAGAAGGCCCAGGAAGCCGUUCCCGGCUCCGUCGAGCAUAAGGUCCCUGACGCUCUCCACGACACCGGCUCGAAUGAGCAGACUGGAAAGGUCUCCCACGCCACUGGAAAGUCUAUCGUGCCAGAAACACUUCAGCAGGGUCUCCCCGAGAAGGUGGAGAAGGUUGUCCCCAACGCCCUUCACGAUACUUCGGGUGCUAAGUUCAGCGAUGGGUCUGUCGGGAAGUAG